This is a messenger RNA of Neoarius graeffei (lesser salmon catfish), 5628 nucleotides long. RefSeq names its product kinesin light chain 2-like. The transcript is spliced from 14 exons. The record is from RefSeq and is a predicted model, not a curated record. Gene Ontology annotation, biological process: microtubule-based movement. The coding region runs from base 432 to 2288 and encodes 618 amino acids. Gene Ontology annotation, cellular component: cytoplasm; kinesin complex; membrane-bounded organelle. NCBI's taxonomy places the organism in Eukaryota, Metazoa, Chordata, Actinopteri, Siluriformes, Ariidae. Gene Ontology annotation, molecular function: kinesin binding.
AGUGUUCCUGAGAAGCUCCUGGGCUGAAUUCGCUUCGUGUUGUUGAUUUUUUUUUUUUUAAUUAUAAUUAUGAUAAAUGAUGGCCUCAGGGAACAGUGCUGUUGUUGUUAGGGAUGAAACUUCACCCUUCAUGUGCUGAGAAAAACAAACCAAUAAACAAACCAGAGAGAAGGCUGCUGCGCGCGCGCGCCCGGUGUGUCAGUGUGUUAGCCGGCGGCUUGUUUGUUUGUUUGUUUGUGUGGAGGAUGCUGCUGCUGCUUUAGCUGGAGAGCACUGCUUUCUCUUUCAGCAGGAUUUAAUCGAAACGGAUAUUUUUUGCCACGUAUUUAAAAUAUAAUAAACUUAAGUAUAAACUCAUCCUCGGAAAAAAACCUCUUAUCUGCGAGCUGAGAAGCGGCUGUUUGUGAUCGUGAGCGGAGCGUUCUCAGGCGAUGUCCACUAUGGUGUACCCGAGGGAGGAGUCUCUGGAGCGGCUGAGUCAGGAUGAGAUUGUUCUGAACACAAAGGCGGUGAUGCAGGGGCUGGAGACGCUGCGGGGAGAGCACGCUCAGCUCCUUAACUCCCUGCUGGACUGCACUCCACCUCCUGCUGCGCAGGAGAAAUCUGGUCUGCUCCGCAAGAGCCUGGAGGCCAUUGAGCUGGGCCUGGGGGAGGCGCAGGUGAUCAUCGCACUGUCUGGUCACCUGAGCGCCGUGGAGUCGGAGAAGCAGAAGCUGCGAGCUCAGGUGCGGCGCCUGUGCCAGGAGAACCAGUGGCUGCGGGACGAGCUGGCCAGCACCCAGCACAAGCUGCAGAAGAGCGAGCAGAAUGUGGCGCAGCUCGAAGAGGAGAAGAAGCACCUCGAGUUCAUGAACCAGAUACGCAAGUUUGAUGAUGACACCACACCCUCAGAGGAGAAACCCGGGGAAAAAGAAAAGGACAGUCUGGAUGAUCUGUUCCCCAACGACGAUGAUCACGGACCAGUUCCAGCCCAGCGCAGCGGUGAGGUGGCAGCACAGCAGGGUGGAUAUGAGAUCCCGGCUCGGCUCAGGACGCUGCACAACCUGGUGAUCCAGUACGCCUCUCAGGGGAGGUACGAGGUGGCUGUUCCGCUCUGCAAACAAGCUCUGGAGGACCUGGAGAAGACCUCGGGCCACGACCACCCUGACGUCGCCACCAUGCUCAACAUCCUCGCUCUCGUCUACAGGGAUCAGAAUAAGUACAAAGAAGCAGCUCACUUGCUGAAUGAUGCGCUGGCAAUCCGUGAGAAGACCCUUGGGAAGGAUCACCCCGCCGUGGCCGCCACCCUCAACAACCUGGCUGUCUUAUAUGGCAAGAGGGGCAAAUACAAGGAAGCUGAGCCUCUGUGCAAGAGGGCGCUGGAGAUCAGGGAGAAGGUUUUGGGGAAGUACCACCCUGAUGUGGCUAAGCAGCUGAAUAAUCUGGCACUGCUGUGUCAGAACCAGGGAAAGUACGAGGAGGUGGUGUACUACUACAGCCGUGCACUGGAGAUCUACGAGGGCAAGCUGGGGGCUGAUGACCCCAAUGUGGCCAAGACCAAAAACAACCUAGCCACAUGUUACCUGAAACAGGGCAAGUUUAAGGACGCUGAGGCGCUGUACAAGGAGAUCCUGACCCGUGCCCACGAGAAGCAGUUCGGCUCAGUCAACAAUGACAACAAGCCCAUAUGGAUGCAUGCAGAAGAGAGAGAGGAGAGUAAGGGCAAGAAGAAGGACGCUGGUCCCUACGGCGAGUACGGCAGCUGGUACAAGGCCUGCAAAGUGGACAGCCCUACAGUCACUAACACACUGAGGAGCCUGGGGGCACUGUAUCGCCGGCAGGGCAAGCUGGAGGCAGCUGAGACUCUGGAAGAGUGUGCUACAAAGAACCGCAAACAGGGCAUUGAUGCAAUUAAUCAGAGUAAGGUGGUGGAGCUGCUGAAGGACGGCACCUCUGGUGGGGAUAAGCGGCACAGCAGAGAGGGGCUGAAUGGCUCUGGAGGUCCUCGUGACUCUGAGGGAGACGAGGCAGAGUGGAGCGGGGAUGGGAGUGGAUCUCUGCGGCGCAGCGGCUCCAUCGGGAAGCUCCGAGACGCUCUGAGACGCAGCAGCGAGAUGCUGGUGAAGAAACUGCAGGGCAGCGGCCCUCAGGAACCACGCAACCCUGGGAUGAAGAGAGCGAGCUCUUUGAACUUCCUCAACAAGAGUGUAGAGGAAACUUCACAGGAUGUCACCAGUGGCCUGUCAGAAUGUCGAGGACUGAGCACCAGCAACGUGGACCUUUCAAGACGAAGCUCUCUGAUUGGUUAGAGUGUGCGAGUGUAGUCGGGUAUUAAAGAGGGUGGAGCAAAGCAGACGGGCUGUUUGCCUUGUGCAUUCAAAUCACAACAGCAUCAUGGGUUUUUUUUUUUUUUUUUUUUUCUCCCCCAGCAUUUUUAUCAGUCUUUAACUCGACAGCUGGUGCGCUACCGAACAGCUGUGUCUGCUUUGCUUUGUUAAACUGCACUGAUCGGAUUAUUAACACACCACAGGUAGAUAGGGAUAGAGUUCAAGCUCAAUGCAGACUGGCAUUGCACUGUGCUCAAUUCUUUCAGUCCAAAGCCAGCCUGUUUUUUUUUUUUUUUUCCUGAAAAUCCAACAGCAUGCUGCUUACGACGCUGGAUGUGUGUCCGCUUUCGAGGCGCUUAAUCGCAUCUCGGAGACAUGGCAGCAUGGUUUAAAAAAAAAAAAGUUAUACACCAUAUAAGGACGCAUAAUACGUGUAACUGCGAGCAUUAACUUUAAGUAUCUGUGAUCAGAACGUUUUGUGGCACCACACACCCAAAAAAAUCACAACUGAUCAAGAGCGGUACGAAUUGGAGGGUUUGUGAAAAUGUUAGAACCUUAAAACUUUUUUUUUUUUUUAAAUUUCUUUUAAGUAAAGCAUCUCCACUCUGAAAUGAACAGAAAGUAGUGAUGUCAUAGAGGUAUGGCCUUUUUUUUUCUGUAUAUACAGGUUUAACUUAUUGAAAUUUGUCAUUUCCUUCUUUGUAAGUACGACACACGGUUUUGUUUACAUAGUAGGAGGCCGGUGAAUCUGCGUAGAGAACAAAUCCUACUACAGAGUAAUGAGCUGUGAGAGAAACACUGGCUUUUUGUUGCGUGUUUAAACUGCUGUGCGAACAGAAGCGCUGUGAAGGGUUUAAGAAGCUGAUACUAAAACUGGACCCAAGUCGUGUUUUUCUGAUUAUUUUGAUGUUGCGCUUUAAUUUCCGGAGUUUGUAUAUAAACGUGUAUAGCUGGAUAGUUGCGGUUCAGAGUUCGGUAUACAGCACCGUCAUGCGUAUAUGAAGUUGUGAUUGGUUGAAGUAAUUUGCUCGGAACGGUGAGUGAACUCCGAUUAGAACAAAUCGCACUAAAUCACGCUCGCUAAUUUUAGUUGCUCGUUUAGUAUUCCACUAAAUGGCAAUUAACUGGAUAUGAUGUAUUAGCCAUAACGAAACUCCUACAUCACUGGAUUAUGUACGGUACUGUAUGCUUGUGUUUUGUUUUGUCAGGCACACGGUAGUAGUAUUAGACCUGCUGUGUCGUGGAAGCAGUGGGUUUGCAGCAAGUAGGGGAAAUUGACUUUUUUUUAAAAUUUAUUAAAGGUGCAGUUUGUAAUCUUUUAAGUGUUUCUACUAUAUUAAUAUAAAUUCAGUGACAUCUAUGAUGUAAGGCUUCAUAUUACACUUUGCCCCGCCCCUUACAAGGACGACUUCUUACAUGGUGUACGACCAGAAUUCUCAAAUCUGAACUUUUUAUUGAUUUUCCCUUAUUAAAAUACGGCGGCACGGUGGUGUAGUGGUUAGCGCUGUCGCCUCACAGCAAGAAGGUCCUGGGUUCGAGCGAAAUGGCCAAUGAGGGCCUUUCUGUGCGGAGUUUGCAUGUUCUCCCCGUGUCCGCGUGGGUUUCCUCCGGGUGCUCCGGUUUCCCCUACAGUCCAAAGACAUGCAGGUUAGGUUAACUGGCGACUCUAAAUUGACCAUGAGUGUGAGUUGUUUGUCUCUACCCCGCUUCUUGCCCAUAGUCAGCUGGGAUAGGCUCCAGCCUGUGACCCUGCACAGGAUAAACGGUUAUGGAUGAUGGAUGGAUAUUAAAGUACUGUAGCGCAGUGUUUCUGGCUGCAAUUCAAAUCACAGGUUUAUUUUAAUAAGUUCCCCAUCACGUCUAUAGUAACUGCUUAUUCACAGCGAUUUGUAUCGCAGACAAUCUAGGAAUAAAUGGACGAAAACAUGUUGUUUCACAAAGAACUUAAUGUAAUCUUCAAUAUGGUAUCGCUUUCUGUGAGAAGAUAUUUAUUUAACGUUUACGGAAGGAGUCUCCAGUCUCGGUAGGUUUUCCCCCAUGGGAAAGUCUUCGGGACAGAGGAACCGCUUUUCGGAUUCUUUGUAACGCAAUUGGCUGUUUUGUCUUAUUAGCUUCAAAAGACAGAUUAAAAAAAAAAACACGGAGGCAGAUGAAAGGAGUGUUCACAUCACCUCACAAUCAGCAGAGGGCACGAAGAUAAAAUUACAAACUGCUCCUUUAAAUACACCUCCAUCUCUGUGGCCGAUUUUGCUCGUGCAGAAUGGUGUUGCUGGGAAAAAGGUAUUGAAGGACGCAAAGGACGUUGACUUUGGACUUUUGGUAGGUGACGGUGUUUAAAAAUGAACCUGGUGUAGGAAGGUGAAUGGAAAGACUUCAUGCUGUGAUUACAAAAUAGACUGUCGGCUGUGGAAACUUUUUUUUUUUUUCAUUCACCGUGUCUCAUUUCUUCGCACAUCGAUUCUGUAGCUGUAGGUUUAUCACUCGGCAAGAUCAGUAAGCUCAAGUGUAAUCCUCGAGAGUGCAUUUACACUGCGGAAAGCUUUAACCCCGUCCGCUCACCGUUCCACUCGACUGGAUCAUGAUCCGAAGAUUUCCUUUGAUUAGUGAGCGCUCGGUUGUGUUCGUACAAGGAGGACUAAGGCUGCGUUAUGCUCUUGACGUAAUACCAUAUUGUGAUCAUGUUUCAGCUACAGCGUCAUCGAAACACUACAAAGUCACACAACACUAAGCGAAGAACAAAUGAGCUUUUAUUAUUUCAUUUUGUUUUAAAUAAAACAGCCUUUUCGCAUUGUACGUCAUUAUCCUACAUUCCUCUUGCAUCGGUUAAUCAAAAAUGAAAUACUCCUCGACACAUUAGAUUUAUGGUUUAAGGGGGACACGAGAACGCAAUUAGUCUCCGAAUUAAAUCCUGUAGUGUUAAUUAUAUCGUGUAAAGCUGAGCUCACAAAAGCAGGCAUUGCUAUUUAAUCUGAAAACUGUAUGAAUUGUGCAGCCCUAGACCCUAGUUUACAUAUCGCAGAUGUUAAUAUUGUAAUAACUCUUAACAAAUGAUGGAAUGUGCAGGUGGAUUACAAGGUCUGCUGAGAAGCACCGAUGUCAUGCGUACAAGGCGGCUAUGUGCACGGAGAGCAUCUGUCGUCUUUUAUCAGACGCUAUAAAACCGACAAUAGUUGUUCUGCAAUGUGCAGCUUUUCCUACACUGUAGAAUGUGUUCUUGCGGGAUUAAUGUGGUUUAGGGGGAGGGAGUUAGAGGUCACUUGUGAGUGAGUCAAUCUGAUGUAAAAUGAUCAAAAUAAAUAAAACCCCUCACUUUUCAAACCAA